Colletotrichum phormii is the source of this 3016-nucleotide messenger RNA. RefSeq names its product heterokaryon incompatibility protein Het-C. The record is from RefSeq and is a predicted model, not a curated record. The transcript has 5 exons. Bases 495 to 2810 code for a protein of 771 amino acids. NCBI's taxonomy places the organism in Eukaryota, Fungi, Ascomycota, Sordariomycetes, Glomerellales, Glomerellaceae.
CAAAGUCUUUCGCGGCACCUCUUUGCCGCUGUGAGUACUACCUCAAGGCUCAAGUGGAUUUCGCCCAGACAUUAACGUAGGUACUCAUAAAAUCGUGGCUCUUGACGCAGACUGCUGCUGUCGCUGCGCUGCCCUCAUCAAAAUCCCAGCUUGAACUUGUGAAUUCGACAAGACCCCCAAAUCAUCUUCGGCUCUACCUGCCUUGCCCUCAUUCGUGUGUGCCUUACAUCACCUUAGGUAACGACUUGGAGCCUACCUCGUCUACUGCCUUAGCCCGGCUUGAACCUUCCCGCUCACCUUACCUCACUUCAACUUGCCCUUUUACCCCUCCAAAACAAAACAAAAAAGGCCCAUUCUUGACCUCGUGGACCCGGAUACUCUGCGCGACCCCUCCAUCGCUCCCCCGAACACCCAACGCAUCUUUGCGACUGAACUUCACAUCCAGUCUUUACCGAUUCCUGGUUAGCUUUCCGAGCCUCCCGCGACCCUGAACCAUGGCGUCAUCCGGUCUCGGGGGAGGUUCCAUCCUCCUCGCCUUCUGCUUGCUCCUGGUGCUUCUGCCAGGUCGCGCCGCUGCCUUUGGCGCUGGCAACAUCCCCUCUAUUGCUCAGGUCGAGGGUGUUAAUUGGCGUCAUGGAGAUAUCGAGGACAUGCUCAAAACCAUUGCUUUCUUGCAUGGCAAGAAAUGGACCUCCAUGUUGGUAUCCCGAGUCUACUUUGGCAACUGGCUUCGAGACUACUCCCAAGCCGUCGAUGUCGGUAGCUUGAAGGGAGUCAACGCUCCCACCAUCAGAAUCCUGGUAUGGGUACUCUCCUUCAUGGCCUUUGGCUAUGCGACGGAAGAAUUCGAGGUCACCGAGGAGCGCCUCGGCGUCUACCGCCCUGAGGAACACAUCGACAACCCCCUGGGCUACGCUGAUGGCAUGGACGCGCGCAAGUUCGACCCUCGCCUGCGUGGUCCCGUCGACUCUGUUGAGACACAGAUCGAUCCCCGCACUGGCAUGAAGAACUACAUUGCCAAUGAGUCUGGUGGUUGGGCGACCAGCGCCGGCUACUUGCGCUUCAGUUUCGCCCGCAGCAUCCACUUCGGCCGGGUCUACACCAGCGGUUCGCGGGGUUCUGGAAAAGAGGCCGAUCUCUGCGAAGCAUUGCGCUGUCUCGGACAGGCUCUCCAUUGUAUGGAGGACUUCAGCGCGCACAGCAACUACUGUGAGCUUGCUCUUCGAGAGCUGGGUUACCACGAGGUCUACCCUCACUGCGGUACUCAGACUGAAAUCAACCUGAAUGGUCGCCGUGUUUACCCUAUCGUCACGGGUACCUUCGGUGCUGUGGACUUCUUGCACUCCGUUCUCGGAGAAGCUACGGACCACUUCACACAGUCUGAGGUAGAUGAGAUGAAUGUCGCCUUGAAGAAUGCCGAGGGAAUGUCUGCGAACAUCACUGGCGGCACCGGAUCCCGUGGCUUCUUGGGAAUCGGCUCCUCUAAGCCGAACGACUUCAUCUCCCUCGUCGGUCAGCUUCCUGGCAUUGGCGGAGAUCUGGCCACCCAAGCUCGCAGUCUGCAGGCCCAGUCGAACGCACAAGAGCAACAGAACACUCGGUCUGGGGGCGACCUCAGCCGUGGUGACCUCAGUCGCGAGAGCUCCAACCAGGUCCCCGGUAUGAGCACCAACUUUGACCCUGUGGAGACUGCGCGCAAGAUCUAUCCGAUUCUUCAGUUCCGCGACAAGAUUGUCAAGUCCAUCAGCAACAUCAUUUCCAAGAUCCCAGGCCUAGAGAAGCUUUUGGACCACAUCAGUGAGACGCUAACUGCCUUCAUUUUGGGAUUGCUGGCGCCGUUUGUCAGGCCCAUCAUCACACAGGUCUCCAAGGUUCUGAAGGACGGUUCAUCUACUGUCAUUGACGCAAGCUCCAACUCUCAGCUGGAGCCCUGGAAGAACCCCAACUGCUCUGAUCCCACUCACUCCAUGCUCUCAAAGGACCAUUUCACCAACAUCCUGAACUCGUGCGCUGGCAGGGUUGCUGCGACCAUUUUGCAAUAUGUCGUCCCGCGAAUUCUGUAUGCCUGGGAAAACCCGGGUGUGCCUGUCGAUGAGGUCGUUAAUGAUGUCCUCCGGGCUUUCCACCAUCCGGCAGCUCGGGACGAGAGGGUUCAGAUCCAGAGAGAUAUGUUCGAGACUGUGCGAAAGUGGGCAAAUGAGAGCCCUCAUAAGCACCAACUGUCUCACCUGCUCUCAUCUGAGUCUGUCAAGGCUGGUAAGAACCAUGUUCUGUCCGGCGGUGAUGGCACGAAGAGCGUUGGAGGUCACACGCACUCUCAUGGAGCCUUCGACAGCUUUGGAGAGCUGGGACACGGCAAGGUGCAGGGUUCUCUCUGGAAUCAAAUUCGCACUCGAGAUCUUAGUUCCAUGGAAGGUGACGACAGGAAGCCUUUGUCAAGCUCUCCCCUCCCUUCAUCCCAGCAAGACUACGGAUACCACCAGAGCGGCGGUGACACCAGCCACCACUACUCGGAAAACCAGUCUCAGGGUGGUCAUGCUUCUGGCUACUACGGUGGCGGCCAGUCUGAACCCCAAGGCUAUGGCCAGCAGCCGCCUCAGCCGCCCCCGGGCCAGUGGGGCUCUCCUCAGCCUCCUCAGGGCUAUGGCGGACCGGGCUAUGGCGGCCCUCCAGCCGGAUACGGUGGACCGGGCUACGGCGGACCGCCACAGCCUCAGUACCCUCCUCACCAUGGAGGUCCACCCCCUCCGCAUCACCAGCAGGGCGGCGGCGGCGGCUGGAGCCAGUAUCCAGGCCAGCAUCGCUACUAGAUCGAUUUGCGCAGGGUGGUAAGGGGAAGGUUUCGUCUAUUAACGAUCGGGUCGAGGGUUACAGACUGGAGUCUUUGGGAACACGGAAAUGGAUUAGGUCGGAAGGGGCGGGGUACACAAUCCACGUAUGGCUGAUGAGAAUGAUUCCCUGGGACUGUGCUUAGCAGCACACGAAGUAUGAAUUGCAAUAAUUUUUCCCGUGCUUA